Molecule: messenger RNA, 1310 nt
Organism: Polypterus senegalus (gray bichir)
Lineage: Eukaryota; Metazoa; Chordata; Cladistia; Polypteriformes; Polypteridae
Gene: tspo
Product: translocator protein
Exons: 4
Coding region: 103-588 (161 amino acids)
Cellular component (GO): endoplasmic reticulum; membrane
Molecular function (GO): cholesterol binding
Source: RefSeq, a predicted model, not a curated record
UUCGGCGCGUGCACGCCGCAGUUACACAAGCCUACUGCGCGUUCACAGAAUCUUUGGGCUCCGUGGGCUGUGAAUGAGAGUCGGACACUGCAGUUUGUAGAUAUGUGGAUUCAUGCUGUUGGAUUUGCUGCUCUACCCCAUGUGGGUGGAUUUUUUGGAUGGAUGUUUACCAGAAAAAGUGUGCCUACCUGGUAUGAGACUUUAAAUAGGCCAUCAUGGCGCCCACCCAAUAAGGUGUUCCCAGUAGCUUGGACUACUCUUUACACUGGAAUGGGAUAUGGUUCUUAUUUAGUUUGGAAAGAGCUUGGAGGGUUCACUGAAGAUGCCAUUGUCCCACUGGGGCUGUAUGGAGCACAGCUGGCAUUGAACUGGGCUUGGACUCCCAUUUUCUUUGGGGCACACAAAAUCAAAUGGGCAUUUUAUGAACUACUGGUGCUGUAUGGGACAGUGGGGGCAACAAUGUUUUCUUGGUACCCAGUUAACAAAACCGCCACCUUUCUGAUGGUGCCCUAUUUGAUGUGGCUUACAUUGGCUGCAACUCUUAACUACCGCAUCUGGAGAGACAACCCUGAUAAAAAGGAGGACUAAGUGCUUGGUGUGAUGCUGCACCAAGACAAGACAAGACAUUGGGUUAUCGAUGAGGUUUAUCAUUUCUCUUUUCCUAAAAUCACAUAUCGUGACACAAAUGUGCCUACUGAAUGUUUUAUGGGUGUCAUAUAUUGCUUGUGUCUUUUGAAAUCUGGUAGUGGAUUGAAAUGAAUCAUGCUUGCAUUUGGAGAUAGGAAAUUAGAAAUUAAGAUUUUAAGGUUUUGUACUCAGUGAUCUAGUUGGGCAACAUACAUUUAUACAAAUACUAAUUAACAAAGUAUAACUUCAGUUGUAAUUAGACAUAAUAUUACCAGUUUGACAAAUAAACAAUUUUGCAGUUUAUAAAUUAUUUUUAAGUACUUUCCUUGUCUGAAGCUGAAUCAGAUUCAGAGAUGAGCAAACCGGGAUGAUUCCAAGUCUGUCAGAAGAACAGCGUCCUCAAUGCGAAGAAUUCACUUGAUGUUACCUGAAUCUGUUUUUACUUCUAACUUUAAAAUUAGCCCGAUCAUAAACAGGAAAUGCUAUUCACGUAGAAUUGUUUUAGAAUUGAAGACAGUGCAGGUAUUCUUCAUCAGUGAACAAGAGAGCGGGAGCAGAUCUUCAAUUUAAAACUCUAAAAAUCUCUUGUGAAUUGCAUUUCCAGUUUAUGUGUGCUGAUUUUUCUGGACAUAUGUAUUUAACACUAUUUUAGCAAAAAAUUAAAGUGUUUUGCAUAUUGUAAA